GGAAGUGAAGUGGACGAUGGAAAGUAGUAUUCAGGCAAGCUAGACGGAAGACUCUGCAAACACCCAACAGGGUUCAAACGAAGUCUUAAGAGACGGGCACACAUGCGCCUCUUGUGUUAACUUUAUUAUUUGUGUGUGUGUGUGUGUCAUAAAGUAGCUGUCAACUUGCACGCCUAGCUGGUUCCGCUGGAUGGCUGGUGAUAAAUGAAGUGUUUGCAUGAUCGGACAAUCAGCUAGUGUUACUCUGGCUAAUGCUACUCGAGCCAUCUUGCUGUCACAGAAUGUGACUCUCCGUGCGCCGACGACAUGAGAUGCCUGGGUAACUUUUUAGCAGCUGAGUGUUUAUUUUCCUCCCAAAAAAAAAAAUUGCAAUGGGCAGCGAACGCAGCAAUUGCAGGCCCCAAUGAAUGGAGACAAUAGCAUAGCUAACCUAGCUAGCAACCUGUCGUGGCUGCUAAGCACUGCUAAAAAAAAAGAAAAAAGAAGCGGUCCCCUUGCCUAGUACAUGUCUGGAGCUCCACUGACUGAGAUCGAGUUUUCUGCGACAUGUAGCAUAUCAUGACCAACACCAAACUGUGAUCAACAAGGACCCAGCAGCCCGGCUCUGACAUCAUGUCUUCACAAUCCAAAUGGUUGAACAACAACAACAACAACAACGCUGAUGAAACUGAUCUCGCAAUAACUGAGGAUGCUCUCAGGAAUGGUACCUGUGAAGUUGAGACUAUGGUGGCGUUACACUGUCAUGGUGACAGCGGAGAUGUUACUGUUGAGGUCGACCCUGCACUGAGUAAUGAUGGCAUGUCAGAGUUUUCUAACAGUGACCUCUCUCUGCCCGAGGUCUGCAUUUCUACCAACAGUAAUAGUUAUGAAGAUGAUAUGAACUAUGAAGUCCAGCAAGCUUACAGGAUAUUCACGGGCUUUCUCUUGGACAAGCACAAAGGCAUCACUGGCCCGUUCCUCCAUCCUGUUGGUCACCAGGAGGCCCAGCAUGGUAUCGGGGGAGUCACGGGCAGGGGCCAGGCACAACUCAAGCAGUCAAUGUGCUUGUGGAGGAUGGAAGAGAAGUUUGUCAACCAGGAGUAUGAAACCAUAACAGAGUUUGUUGCGGACUUCAGGUUGAUGCUGGAAAACUGUUAUCGCUACCAUGGGGUGGACCAUUGGAUCUCCAAACAGGCUCAAAAGCUGGAAAUCAUGCUUGAGCAAAAGCUUACGUUGCUGUCCAGGGCUCUGCGAGAGAAGACAACCUUGGCAGUGACUUCUAAAGGACGGUUUGGUGUAGAGGAAGAAAGAGGUUCAGGGGGCACUUCCACAAGGCGGAGACUGGCACCUCGUAGCCUGGCUACCAUCACUGUCGGUGGGCAUGAGUCUCUCAUGGUUCAGACCCUAAGGCUAGAAGAGCAACAGAGGGUCAAAGAGGAGAAGAGGCAGCGUGAGCUUGAGAAAAAAGAAGCAGAGGAAAUGUCAGCCAAAGAGGUGGAUGAGUGGGAGCAGACUUUACUGGCACAAGCGGCCCUCCAAACUGUGGACACACUUUGGGAACUCCCUGCUAUAGGGCACUUCCUCUGCCUUGCUCAGACUGCCCUUAACCUCCCGGAGAUUGUAUUUUUUGAGCUGGAGCGUUGUUUACUGAUGCCUCGCUGCAGCCUCCUCCUGUCCAAAAUCAUGUCUUCCCUGCUGUCACCAUCCCAGCGAAGGGCAACCCUGCACCGCCGGCCUGCCCUGCCUUACCGCCGCUGGGAAUCCGAGCUUAGGCAGAAGGUCAUGGGCUGGUAUCAAGCUGUAGGUGCCUCCCAUGACCAGUCAGCUCGGGCUGAGAAACUGGGUCUUUGCCACCAGUUUUUCAGUACACUUGGAGAGGUGAGUCCUUUGACAGAGAAACCCUUUCACUUGCUGCCCUUCUACCAGCGAGUUUGGCUUAUGAAGGGGCUGUGUGAUCAUGUUUAUGAGACACAGAAAGAUGUGCAGGAUGCUUUGCUCUCCCAGCCCAUUCAUGAAUGUAGGGAGUCUAUUUUGGGCUAUGACAGUAGAGAGAAUGCCUAUAUACAUUUUCCACAUUUCUGUGGUGCAGACCUGAGGAUCUACUGCCAAAGCCCCAGCACACCCCCAACUGUCCCCUUCCCUUUAUGGGUCAAAAGAGUUGAAAAAGAGCCUGCAGCAGAGAGUGAAGAAUCAGAUGAAAUGAAGGAUGAGGGGGUUAGAAGUAACAGGGGGUGUUAUGGAGGCACAAUGGACACAGGAGAGUAUGGUGAUUUUGGAAAUGGGAGAGGAGAGCUUCUUGGGCAUUUCAAAGGGGAAAAUGGAGAAGAAGAGGAAGAGGAAGAUAAAAAAAGGUUUAAAUCUUGGUCAUCGAGGGAGGAAAGGGAGGAGGGUUCUGAAUCGGUUUCCUCUGAUGUAGACUCUUGUGAAGAUCCUAAAUUGGACUUGAACACUAACUCCUUAUCCCUGUCACACACAAGUCCUAUUGGAGGAAGUGGUUUGAAAAAUAAUAUAAAGGAAGAGACUGUAGAGUUGGAGCAUCAAUCCAAGGGACUUGCAUUACAACGGGAGCAGGGCUGCACUUUGGGCUCAGCACGAACCAUUAAAGCAGAGACAAAAGAGCCCUGUCUGAGUGUUGGGGAGCACAGUUACACAGGCAGGUCCCCUGCUCGAUCAGUGAAUGUGGCCUUCACAAACAAACCAGUGGAGGGACAAAGUCUCACUCAGGGACACCAAAAAUCAUCCUGUUUGGACAAUUUAAAAAGAAAAUCAAGUAAUCUCCAAUCCGAGGAUCACUGUGGGGGAACAUCAAGGCAAGCAACACAGUUGUCAUCUGAAAGUGCCCAAAACUCAAGUGAAGAGAGGGUGAAUGACAAAAUCUGGACAAAAAAAAAAAAGCGGAAGAAAACACGAGGGAGGGAACAGCUGCCGAGAGUAAAAGGGGAGCAUAAGCAGCUGCAGAAUGUGGACAGGAUGAGGCUGUCCUCAGCUGAGACUGCCAAGUCUUCAGUGCAGCAAGUUGCCACAACGAUCAAAAGAAAGGAGAAGAAGAAAAAACAUAAAACAGGAAAAAAGGUUGAUGCUUCAAAGAAAGUUAAAGAUGAACCUUCAGUAGAACCAUCAUUCAAGUUGGUAUGCACAAGUCUUGAGGAGUUGCGAGAGUUAAUCAGUAGGACAGAAGAUGAGCUCGAUGACCUGGAGAGCACCAAAAAGAGAUUGGGUCGGUGGUAUUAUCGUAGAGAAGCAGUGAAAGACCUCCACAGCACUCUAAUCAGACUACUGAAUGAGCUUUCUCCUUGGGAACCCAAACUUGUCAAGGCCUACCAAAGGAAUCGGCUUCGUUUAAAGAAGGAGUUUGAUGAAUUCAAGAACCACCCGGAGUACAGUAACUUUGUGCGUGAGGAGUGUAUUUCGUCGUCAUCAUCAUCCGAUGAUGAUGAAGAGAAGGGUUUUGGGAAGGAGGUGGGCUUGCUCUCAGAUCAAUAUAGAAGAUCGGAAGAGGAGGACCUGGAACGUGUUCCCAGAGGUCUUUGGAGUGGAGCAAGCACCAGAGAGUUUUUGUCUGAGUCGUCUGGAGAAAGAACAGUCAUACACCAACUAAAACAGCCUCUGGACUCAACAGACAGUUUGCUGCCAAAAGUUCAUCCAGGCAUCAGUAAUAUUACAUCUGCCCAUGACUCUUGCCAACCAUUAAGAUCCAAACUGGCCCCAUCUAACCAAUCAGGGGACUCUGCAUCGGCAGCAAGGCUUCCAGCCCAGGCUUCACUAUCACCCAAACCCCCCAUCCUUCACCCCACCACUGGACUACCUAAGGGGUACACGCCCAUUCCCACCCUGUUGGCUAAGAGUGUGGGAAACAAAGUGACCUUAAUGAAACACCCUACUGAUUGCCCAGGGGUCACCAAUUUAGACAGACAGAGAAAAGAGUCAGUGGUGUGCCCACCUACCUCUACAGUGACAACAACACAACUUUUAAAAGCACAAAGUUCUCCAGCCAGUGUCAAGCAGAACUUCCAUCCAACACAGGCACAAGGAGCCCAGCAGACAGAAGUAGUAAGACACACAGGGAUGGCCAUCGUGACGGCAGCUCUUCCUAAAUCAUCACAGGCCAACACAACGCAGACUGCACCAAAAAGUCCAGUCCAAGUAAUUUACAAGGUACCUGAGAAGCUGGGUCAACUUAUACAGAAAGAUGGUUGCAGCAGCCCAGUCAAGAUCUCUGUUCAUCCUGUCAUGGACCACAACACUGGGGAGAAGAUCAUGCAGAAAGUAGUGAUUCUACCGUCUAACCUCCUCAUUAAAAACAUUGCAGAUAAGGCAUCUUCUUUAGAUCAUCAACAGUGUAAGGGCAUUCAGGUCCCAGUUUCUAAAGUUGCUGGCCCCUUAUGUAUGUCCACUAAUGUGCCUGGUUUUACCAUUCCUGAAAACAGAAUCCCUGUUCAGCAAGUGGCUCCCCUUAAAGAUGCCAAGACAGUGAGGACCCCUUCUCCCUCUGUUUCCCCUAAUCUGCAACAAGGGACCCCAAAUACAGCAGGAUUUAACCGGGCACAAAUCUGCAAUGCUCAUGCCAGCACAACUCAUGUUAUCCCGCCAAAGCCCUCAACCAACAUAACUCCUUCUAGUGCAGGUUCCCCCGAACCUAUGAAAUCUACAGUCCCCAAACAGGAGCUUAGAACUGUGUGUAUCCGUGACUCUCAGUCCAUCCUGGUAACAACUAGAGGAGGCAACACAGGCAUUGUCAAAGUUCAGGCAUCCUCAAACAAAAAUGCACCUGGUUAUUUGCCCUCAACUCCAGUGAUCACCAUCUCACCUCAGUUUAAAGCCUUUCUUGUUUCCAAGACCGCACAGACUCCUUUCACCGCUCCUUCUCAGACUUCAUCUUGCACUGUCCCAGCAGUGACAAGUGUAUCUUGGGGGCAACCUCAGAUGCAAGCUCCUUCAGUAUUGAAGUCCCCUUCCUCUGUCACACCUCCCAUGUUCACUGCAGUAACAGACAGCCUUCCUGUCAUGGGUUCAGGAAGCCAGUCUCCAGUUCAAGGCUCCAACACCACAGUUGGUUCCGCAGUUUCAACACAGAUGAAUCAGCAAGUGCUAGUGGCUGCUGCUGGUUCUCAUAUUCAAACUUCAUUAGUAAAAAACACUGUUGUUCCAUCGCUGCACAGUUCUUUGAUACCCCAUGGUCUCACUCAGGGCGAGUUCACCAGCAAGACUGGUGUGAAGAGGCCAAGUACAGAUGAGAGACCCCAAGCAACUAAAUUCAUUUUAGUAACUCCCCCUACUUCAGCUGCAUCAAAUAUGGCCUUGUCUACAGGUACACUCUCUUCCACAAAGCCCAUUCCUACUUCAAGAGUCAUGUUCAUCAAUCAGCCUGCUGUAACCACAACACCAUCCAUCACAUCCGCGGGAAGCAUUCAAAAGAAGGGGACAGCAACAGGUGCUAGUGGACAGCUGAUGACCACACCUUUAUCAAGUCACACACUAAAAAUGGGUUUAAGUCCUGGAAAGCCUGUUGGUGGGGUCAGCUCUGAAGCGUUGUCCAAAGUGAAAAAUAUCACUCUGCCUCCAGGUUUUCAAAUUCAGUUAACAGGGAAGACAACAGCCCUUGGACAUAUGAUAGGUGCCCUAUCAAGUUCUCCCUUAAAGAGCAUACCUGCGUCUGUCUCAUUUCCAAGCUGUCCAACAGCAAGCAACACCGGACUGGACCCUGUCACAAGUUUGAACACCAUCACAAGCUGUUCUGCCCAGCUUGCGUCUUACACUUCCUCGUCCACCAGCACAAAGCUCCAAGUUUUACCAUCAUUCCCCCAGUCGAGCUCUUCCACAUCUACUUCUGCCACACUGCCUGCAAGAAACGUGAUCAACAACGACCUUGGUAUGUUUCAAAAUAUAAUGUCCUGCAACUCUCCUGCUCAGGUAACCACUACUGUGCAGAGUAGCCCAGCCCAAACCUCCAGUGUCAUCCAUCAGCCCUCAACGCCUACAAUUGGUAAAGAAUCUCUCUCAUCUUCCACUGACCAUAAAACCCAAGCAACUCUCUCCCUGGCAACGACAACCAAUAUCCCAAUCACCACCUCUGCUCCAGACACAAUCCAGCAGAGGAUAGUCAUCAAAACAUCGACGCCCCUUGUGGCAGGAACACAGAUCCUCCUCAACAAUGCACGUUUUGUUGUCCCUCCCCAGGGAUUGGGUCCAGGCAGCCAUGUCCUUAUCAUCUCUAGCUCUUCGCCUCAACAAGUGCCUACUGCCAGUGCUACCAGCUUUGCAGCAUCAGUACCUCCACAAGGGGUGAGCCAUGUCCCUCUAGCUCAUCAAGCACCUGUUUUACUGCAAUCCCCUGCUAAGCUAUCUGGUGUGCCAGCUUUAAGUUCUCCUUUUGUAGCAUGCACACCCGCUAUUGGUCCAUCAUUGCCAGCAACAACUUCCAAUGUCAUCCCUGUCCAAUUUAAAAGUCAAGGAUUAACAUUGUUACACAGUAAAACCAAUGUAGUGUCUGCUCUUCCUAGGAUGCCAGCUAUGCAGGCUGGUAGCUUCGCAUCGCCUCCAAUGGGUACACCAACUCUGAUCUCAUCCCCACAAAGAUUAGUCAGUGUACCAGCCCUAGUUUCCCCAGUGGUAACCAGUGCCUCUGUUCUUGGCUCUGCACUGGCUACUAUCAGGUUAUCUACUGGAACGCCAGUGAGAGCUGAAUGUUCAUCCACCAGUGCGCAUACUGUAGCACCCACCUUUGCCAGAUUGUCAGCACCUCUAUCAUCCUUCUCUCUUUUACCCAGCUCAACAGCUGUUCCCCUUACCAGCUCGGUCAUAACAGUGCCCACAACACACUCAUCCGCUGCAGGCACACCAGCUUUGCAUUCUUCUGUUCCUGCCCAGAAGAUGGUUUCAGUGUCAACCCCAGGCCUAGGCAUACAGCCCCAGCACACAAUUGGAAUUGCUGCAUCCUCCACUGCUCAAACACAGGCUUUGGCUCAUACAGGGCUGGGAAACGCAUCAAUCAAAAAGACAGUUCCUGCAGGAAUGCAACCGGUGCAUGCUGGCAUUCGCACACAGGUUUUGCCAACAGUGGCUGUCCCACCAAUUGUUAGUGCAGUGUCCAGGAUGCAGACACUGCCCAUUGCUACAGUUCCACCAAGUGGAAGCACUGUCAGUACCUUUGAAACACUGCCUGGUGUGAACGCACCUUCUUCAAGCACCACUGUAAUAAUCAGUCCAUCUCAAACAAUCUAUUCACUGAAGACAAACAACAACAUCCACCCACCUGUCAUUCUGACCAAUCAAGCCCUCGUAAAGAACUCUCUGCAGACCUCAUCAUUGGGUACGCAUACCGGUGUAUCAUCAAAGCUACUGAUAAGUCCUGAUGGGGCCGUUUUAAAUACAGUUCAGGGCCAGGUCAAUCCAGCAGAGCUGACCACCUGCCCCAAUCCACUGGAUGCACUAGCAGUUUCCCCCAACAGUUCCACUGGAGCACUCCACACACAUGAUUCCUCUUUCCAGCCUUCCCAGGCUGACAGAAAGUGCACCAAUUAACUGAGACUGUGCCAGGUAUGUGAGAACUCAAACACCACUUUCCAUUGUCUAGUUGUUGCAUAGCUCAUAACCACUGCUUGUAGUACUCCUAUUUAAAGAACUGCCUUCCUGCUGUAGUUUGACUCACAGGAUACUGGAGAUCAUACCCUGGUUAAAGCAUCUCAUAGGUGAACUGUAUGCUCAAGCUGACAUUCUAGAAAUGUAUACUCUGUUUUUUCUUUCAAGUGAAAACUGUUGAGGUUGCUCUCUGAUGAAUGUUUUAGAUUUUCAACUUUCCUUUUUUUUUUUUUUUACUUGAUGGCCAGUAAAGACAACUGUUAAAAAUGCAGUAGAACAGGAG
This is a messenger RNA of Labrus bergylta (ballan wrasse), 7840 nucleotides long. RefSeq lists its product as uncharacterized. NCBI's taxonomy places the organism in Eukaryota, Metazoa, Chordata, Actinopteri, Labriformes, Labridae. Gene Ontology annotation, molecular function: protein binding. The record is from RefSeq and is a predicted model, not a curated record.